AUGAAACUCAGUCAGUCGUCGUCGACAGCGAGUGUUGAAAUGGCGCAGAAAGGAGUUCAUCUGGACCGUGGGUCUUUCUCUUGUUCCAUCUGUUUGGAUCUUCUGAAGGAUCCGGUGGCUGUUUCCUGUGGACACAGCUUCUGCAUGAGCUGUAUUCAAUCCUACUGGGAUACUGAGGUUGAGAGGAUGAUCUACAGCUGUCCUCAGUGCAGAGAGACCUUCAUACAGAGGCCUGUCCUGAAGAAAAACACCAUGUUAGCAGGUUUAGUGGAGGAACUGAAGAAGAGCGGACUCCAAGCUGCUCCUGAUGGUUCCUCUGAGGCUGGACCUGAAGAUGUGGCCUGUGAUUUCUGCAGUGGGAGAAAACUGAAAGCUGUCAAGUCCUGUCUUCAAUGUCUGGCUUCUUACUGUCAGAUUCACCUCCAGCCUCAUUUUGAAUCUCCUACAUUUAAAGAAACACAAGCUGGUGGAGCCCUCCAAGAAGCUCCAGGAGAACAUCUGCUCUCGUCAUGA
Messenger RNA from Xyrichtys novacula (pearly razorfish), 513 nucleotides. The record is from the annotation of a GenBank genome assembly. Lineage: Eukaryota; Metazoa; Chordata; Actinopteri; Labriformes; Labridae.